CACACACACACACACACACACACACACACACACACACACACACACACACACACACAGGGGGAUGGGUGUGGAGGAGGCAUUUAAAACAUAUGGGGACUUGAAAUAUUCAUGUGAACAAGCGUGGUUGUGUUUGUUUCUUUGUUGUACCAGAUGGAGCGGCUCAUUACCGCCACGCACUUCCCAGAACAACUGCAGUCGUUUGCGUUAAACCCAACACUUUAUCUUCAUAAUCAAUGUUUUUAACCUUCCUACUGGCGCUCGGGGUUUGAUGGGGAAAUAGAGAAUGGAAACAGCGGGGAGGAGAAAACUUAAUUCAUAGUUAUUUGGUUGCAUUCAAACUCUCAUUUAACUUAAAUAUCAAAUCCAUUGAGUUUAAACCUUGAAGUGACGACUCGUUGAGGAUUUAUUUGUAGCAAAUGCACAAAUUAUUCUAUUUUUUCUUCAAUUAAACUCACAAAAACAGUGUUAUCACUAUAAUAAUUACUCCACAACUAUAAAUACAAGCCCUGAAAUUCUGGUGUUGCUCAUGCUGAACAACUACAGUUUGUGUUGAACAUAGCUGGAACUGGUGAGACCCACGACAAACCAAUCAGAGUUACUUCCUUUACACUCAAACAGAAGGAGACGCUUCGACAGCAGCCAGAAACUGGAUGCUUUAACAGCUGAAACACAGCAACACUGCUUUCAGCAUCCAGAAGCUCGCUCAUCAUGAAGUGUCACUUGCUGAUUCUUUGGACUCUGGCAGUUUAUGUCAGCUGUCAGCUGUCUUCAGACAUGAGUAUAGAUGUGAUCGAGCUGGGAGAUGGGAUUAAGCUGAUUUGUAAAAGCACUGACGGCAGCAAUAAAAAAAUGUAUGUUACUGGAAAGGGUAUUACCGUUGAACAAGAUAACCUGACAUUACCUUACGAAGACAGCAACAGUGGAGAGUACGGGUGCAACGACAAACCAGGAAUUUAUGUGAAAUUUCGCACUGAUAUUCAGACACCCCAAAGAGAUUUACGAUACGCCGGGAAAAUAGUCGUCCUGCUGAAACGAAAGCCCUGCUGGAGGAUUUGAUCGGACCCCUGCUCCCUGACUCGGGGGGUUUUGUGUAGAGCUUCUUGCUGUACGUGAUGCUAAACAAUCUGAAAUGAUUUUCUCAUUUAUGAAGUCGUCAUGAUGCUCRUCGUGUUGCUGUUUUGUUAACAAAGUGUGUUAAAGGGCUGGUCAACUGUUUUAGUUUUAGAUCAGAUUUUCUCAUCAUUGUUUUCAUGUUUAAAUGAUCUUUCUGGAUUAAAACAGAUA
This is a messenger RNA of Austrofundulus limnaeus, 1284 nucleotides long. RefSeq names its product T-cell surface glycoprotein CD3 delta chain. Gene Ontology annotation, molecular function: transmembrane signaling receptor activity. The record is from RefSeq and is a predicted model, not a curated record. Gene Ontology annotation, cellular component: alpha-beta T cell receptor complex; external side of plasma membrane. Gene Ontology annotation, biological process: cell surface receptor signaling pathway; positive thymic T cell selection. NCBI's taxonomy places the organism in Eukaryota, Metazoa, Chordata, Actinopteri, Cyprinodontiformes, Rivulidae.